AUGAGCUUGGUGCCCCUCGCAGGUUUCCCGCGUUGCUGCAGUGGGUUGACUGCGUCGAAGCCGGAAAACUCAGGCAGGGCAGACGGCGCCAAUCCAAACUCCAAUAAGGAGGCCGUGAAGCACGACCAAGUACGUGAUUGGUCAGAGCUCUACGCCGCGCAUCCUUCUCAGUACGAGUCAGCCCCAGCUACCACGCGGCCAAAUGUGCUGCGUUAUCCCGCCGACACAACGAGCGCAGACUUUCAGGGAAAUCUGAAACGCAUGGAGGAGCUGACCGCGGAGCUGCGCCGUCGCGUACAGGUGGUGAUUAAUGGAGACUCCACAGCGGAUCGCCGAGCACGCGAGCGACACGUUAGUCGCGGAAAGUUGCUGCCGAGGGAGCGCAUCGAAAAACUGAUUGACCCCAUGUCGCCCUUUCUGGAACUCUCCCAGCUUGCUGGACAGGAAUUGUACCCUGGCGAGGCCUGCCACUCGGGUGGUAUUCUCACAGGCAUUGGCGUUGUGCAUGGUAUCCGUGUGAUGAUUGUGGCCAACGAUGCCACUGUGAAGGGCGGGACCUAUUAUCCGAUUACCGUGAAAAAACAUUUACGGGCGCAAAAAAUUGCCUGGGAAAAUCAUCUACCGUGCAUUUACCUGGUGGAUAGCGGUGGUGCUAAUCUGGGUCGACAAGAUGAAGUGUUCCCGGAUGAGCAACACUUUGGUCGCAUUUUCUUUAAUCAGGCCAACAUGUCUUCUAAAGGGAUUCCGCAGAUUGCCGUGGUUAUGGGAAGCUGCACCGCUGGAGGUGCCUAUGUGCCGGCCAUGUCGGACGAGAGUGUCAUUGUGAAGGGCAAUGGGACGAUAUUUCUUGGGGGUCCACCACUUGUUUUUGCUGCCACUGGAGAGAAGGUGACUCCGGAAGAACUGGGUGGGGCCGCUGUGCACUGUCGGACAAGUGGUGUAACGGAUUAUUUUGCAACGGACGACCUUCAUGCGUUGUACCUAACACGGCGUAUUGUAAGAAAUCUAAAUCGGACGGACGCUGCAAAGGAUGUGGAGAGUGACCCCUUUAGGGCUCCCUUGUACGAUCCGAAAGAGAUUGGAGGCUUUAUACCUGACAUGUCCGCGGGAAUUAUGAAGAGUUUUGACAUACGUGCUGUGAUUGCGCGUCUCGUUGACGGAAGCGAGUUUGACGAGUUCAAGGCACAAUACGGUGACACGCUGGUCUGCGGGUUCGCACGGUUCGAGGGAAUGCAGGUGGGCAUUGUGGCCAACAAUGGUAUCCUGUAUUCUGAAUCGGCCCUUAAAGGGGCCCACUUCGUUGAAUUGUGUUCGCAACGCAAUGUUCCCUUGUUGUUUCUGCAGAACAUCACGGGAUUUAUGGUUGGAAAGGCGUAUGAGAGGGGCGGUAUCGCAAAGGACGGUGCGAAGCUUGUGACGGCGGUAUCGACAACGCAGGUUCCCAAGAUAACCAUUAUCAUUGGAGGGAGUUACGGUGCAGGCAAUUAUGGCAUGUGUGGUCGCGCCUUCGGCCCCCGGUUUCUGUUCAUGUGGCCCAAUGCAAGGAUCAGCGUCAUGGGUGGGAAUCAGGCCGCAACAGUGCUUGCACUCACAAACUCCCAAUUGAAACCCGACGCCGUAGAAGAUUUUAAGGCAGAGGUGAAGGCAAAAUACGAGAGGGAGGGAUCUUGCUAUUACAGCACGGCACGCUUGUGGGAUGAUGGCGUGAUCGCCCCAGAGGACACCCGUGCGGUGGUGACGCAGGCGCUGCGCGCAAUUCGCUCAGCGCCACAGCAAGAGACACGGUUUGGCAUAUUUCGUAUGUAA
Trypanosoma conorhini is the source of this 1806-nucleotide messenger RNA. Its product is annotated as putative 3-methylcrotonoyl-CoA carboxylase beta subunit. Lineage: Eukaryota; Euglenozoa; Kinetoplastea; Trypanosomatida; Trypanosomatidae. Gene Ontology annotation, molecular function: methylcrotonoyl-CoA carboxylase activity. The record is from RefSeq and is a predicted model, not a curated record. Gene Ontology annotation, cellular component: methylcrotonoyl-CoA carboxylase complex; mitochondrion. The transcript has a single exon. Gene Ontology annotation, biological process: L-leucine catabolic process. The coding region runs from base 1 to 1806 and encodes 601 amino acids.